This is a messenger RNA of Didymosphaeria variabile, 1290 nucleotides long. RefSeq lists its product as uncharacterized. The transcript has 2 exons. Gene Ontology annotation, molecular function: transmembrane transporter activity. The record is from RefSeq and is a predicted model, not a curated record. Gene Ontology annotation, biological process: transmembrane transport. Bases 1 to 1290 code for a protein of 429 amino acids. Lineage: Eukaryota; Fungi; Ascomycota; Dothideomycetes; Pleosporales; Didymosphaeriaceae.
AUGGCCGACACGAACCACGAGCUAAGCAGCACAAAGGAGCUGCACGAAAGACCCGCCGAUGCACCCAGCGAGCAUGCAAGCGAAUCCGACAUCGUGCACAUCUCGCCAUUUGCCCUUCUCUCGCUUAUGGUGGGCAUCAGCCUUGCUGCCUUUCUCGUUGCACUUGAUCGUACUAUCGUCGCCAAUGCGAUACCGUACAUCACCAACGAGUUCAAAUCGCCAGAUGAUGCAGGAUGGUACGGGUCUGCGGCAAGUCUCGAAUCACUGACGACGAUCCUGCUUCUUCUAUUCUUCCAUCCUUCAAAGACGAAUCGCGGGCAAGAGGGCAGCUUCGUAACGCGCAUCCUACGGCUUGACCUGAUUGGCAACCUCAUCCUCACCGCCACGGUGGUGAUGCUCCUGCUGGUCCUCCAAUGGGGCGGUAUUGAGUACCGCUGGGGCAGCUCAAGAAUCAUCGGUCUUCUCGUCGCAUCAGGUGUUGGCUUCGUGUUGUUUGGGCUGUGGCAGCACAAGAAAGGCGCUGAAGCACUGACACCGCUCUCUAUCAUGGCUAAUCGCGGUGUUGCCGCCAGCAUUGGUGUCAUGUUCUUCCUCAGCGGCGCGUUCCUCGUGCACAGCUACUAUCUGCCAUACUGGUUCCAAGCGGUACGUGGCCGCACGCCUGUCCAGUCCGGUGUCGAUCUCACUCCCUAUGUGGCCACAAGUUUUGUGUUCUCCAUGAUCGCCGGUAUUGCCGUCAAUAAGCUUGGCUACUUCACCCCUCCUACCAUCAUAGGCUGUGCAAUAGGCUGUGUUGGUUGCGGGCUGCUGACAACGCUACAUGUCGACACCAGUACUGCAACAUGGGCUGGAUAUCAGGUUCUGACGUCUGCGGGCAUGGGCAUGGCAAUGCAGCAGCCUAUCAUCGCGGUGCAAGCAAUUCUCGAGCCCGACCUAAUCUCUAUCGGUAGCGCAAUAGUGCUCUUCGCCCAGGGCCUAUCUGGCGCCAUAUUUGUUUCCGUGGCCAACAAUGUCCUGCGAAACGAGCUCGCGCAGAACCUGGUGAAAUUGAGAAUCCCCAACGUGAGCGGGAUUCUGGCAGCGGGUGCGACGGACGUGCGCGAACUUGUCCCGCAGGCAUUCAGGCUGCCGCUCAUUGAAGCUUACAAUGAUGCAUUAUCGAAGGUUUUUAUCAUGGCCAUCCCAUUCUGUGGUAUAGCUCUGCUGUUCGCUUUGGGUUUGCCGUGGGUCAGUGUGAAGAAGAAGCAAGCCGAGCGGGGAGGACAGGCAGUUGUGGCAAUGGAAGGUUGA